AUGGCUUCCGACUCCAUGGCUGCGGCUGCCCAGCGGCGGCCAAAGGCUCUAGAUUUGGAGCCUUUACGUGUAAAGCUUUCUCGAGAGACUCUACAGUCAUCUUUGGAGAAUGAAUCGCAGUAUUUUGUCGACGACCGUAGAGCUCGCACCAUGGCCCCCAGCAUCACGUCGUGGCUAUCCGAGGACGGGACUCAAAUACCGACAAGAGGACAAACAAGUUUCAGUUCAGAUCUCGAAUCCUUGGAAAAGAGUUUCGAGACUGAUCUUAGGGCCCUAGGAAAGGUGAUUACGCGACCUAGAGCCAAUUCGACCGUUCGCCAGUCGAUACGACACACAGUACGAGGAAGCCUUCUGUUUGGUGCGGUACGAUACGAGGAUGUGAUUCCCAGGGUCGCUGCAAGGGAAGGCAAGGAAUCAGAGAAGCUUCAGCAACGCCAGUCGCGGUUCUCAGAAAAUGAAGCUGACGGUAUCGACGCGGCGUCAAUACGGGAGGACGGCAUGGAGUAUGCGACAGGUAUGAAACUCGUACUGAUCAUCACCGCAUUAUGCUUCGGCGUAUUUCUCAUGGCUCUGGACAACUCCAUCAUUGCAACUGCUAUUCCAAGAAUAACAGACGAGUUUCACAGUCUAUCAGACGUCGGCUGGUACGGUUCCGGAUACAUGCUCACCGGGUCAUCGUUCCAACUGCUCUUUGGCAAGUUCUACACUUUCUGGAGCGUCAAAUGGGUGUUUCUAAGCACCAUCGGCGUCUUCGAGCUCGGCAGCCUUGUCUGCGGCGUCGCACCCAACAGCAUGACUCUGAUCAUCGGACGAGCCGUGGCGGGCAUGGGAUCGGCCGGCAUCUUCGCCGGGGCGCUCACUAUUCUAGCUUACAGCGUGCCCUUGGGAAAACGACCGGUCUACAGCGCUAUUAUUGGCAGUAUGUGGGGGAUUUCGUCGGUCGCUGGGCCGCUUCUCGGUGGUGUCUUUACAGACAAGCUGUCCUGGAGGUGGUGUUUCUACAUCAACCUGCCAAUCGGGCUGGUCACAGUCGUCGUCAUCACAAUCUUCUUCCCUGAUCCCAAGAGGAAGAAACUCCCGACGACGUGGAAGCAGCGCAUUUGGCAGAUGGAUCCGAUUGGUACCGCUGCUUUCCUGCCGGCCGUCGUGUGUCUUCUGUUGGCUCUGCAUUGGGGAGGAUCUCAGUAUUCCUGGGACAACCCGAGAAUCACGUCUCUCCUCAUGCUGGCCGCCGUUCUCAUCUUGGUGUUUCUCUACGUCCAGUGGCGAAUGCAGGACAACGCGACGGUACCACCGCGAAUCAUGAAGAAACAAACAGUCUGGGCCUCAUCGCUGUUCGAGUUCUUCAUUGGCGCCUGCUUCUUGCUCGCAACGUACUUCCUGCCCAUCUGGUUCCAGGCCGUCAAGGGCGCGACGCCUGUCAAGUCGGGCAUCAUGAACAUCCCCAUGUUGCUGACCGUCGUCAUUUCCAGCGUCGCCAGCGGCGCAGUCGUCUCGUCAUGGGGCUACUACACUCCCUUCAUCAUCGGGGGAGCCGUUGUCAUGCCCAUCGGCUACGGACUCAUGUCCACGCUUGCGGCUGACUCUCCGGCCGGCGCGUGGAUAGGAUACCAAGUGAUCGCCGGCGUGGGCGUGGGCAUCGGCAUGCAACAGCCGCUCAUCGCGGUCCAAGUCGUCCUCGACAUGGUGGAUGUGCCCACCGGCACGUCAAUCAUCAUAUUCAUGCAGUCGCUCGGCGGCGCGCUCUUUGUGUCUGCCGGCCAGACCGUUUUUACCAAUCGGCUCGAGUACUUUGUGCGCGAGUUUGCUCCCAAGGCCGAUCCCAAGGCUGUGCUUGCCGCAGGCGCGACGGGCAUUCGUGGCGUCUUCGCGGAUGACGUCUUGAGUGGCAUUGUGACCGCCUUUAACUCUGCGCUUGCGAACUGCUUUUGGGUGUCGGCGGCGACGGCGGCGACGGCCAUUGUCGGUGCCGUUUUCGUGGAGUGGAAGAGCGUCAAGGGGAAAAACGUCGACAUGGCGGCUGCUUGA
Molecule: messenger RNA, 2028 nt
Organism: Metarhizium album ARSEF 1941
Lineage: Eukaryota; Fungi; Ascomycota; Sordariomycetes; Hypocreales; Clavicipitaceae
Product: Major facilitator superfamily domain, general substrate transporter
Exons: 2
Coding region: 1-2028 (675 amino acids)
Biological process (GO): transmembrane transport
Molecular function (GO): transmembrane transporter activity
Source: RefSeq, a predicted model, not a curated record